GAUAAUUCUUUCUCACUUUAUUCUACUUACACUGUAUGACAAGUUGAACUUAUUCUAUUGUCGCUAUUUUCCUCUCUUUUCUAAUUUAAACUGUUCUCAAGUUAAAUUAAUCUAACUUAAUUCAAUCAAGUGAAACCUGAUACUAAUUGUUUAAACUAUUAUGGGUAGUGAAUUGGAUGAUUUUGAUGAUUUUAUGGCUAAAGACUAUGUCAACUCAUUAAACAAUAGUUACUUUGGCGGCCCUGGUUUUGCUCUCCCUGACACUCGCGGUGGAUCUAAAGAACCUAUUAAUAUCCUUGUUGAUAAUAUACCAAGCGGUUUAUACCGAGACGGUUUAGUUCGAUUAUUUAAAUUUUCUGGUAUUCCACUAAUAAAUUGUAAACUCCUCAGAACCAACUCGGAGCUCCAAAAAGCUAUUGUUCAAGUGAAGACCAUCACUGAAGCUACUACAGCUAUUCAAGCUUUACAUUUGAAAGAACCGUUGAACCUUAAAAUUACGCUUGCAGCUAACAAAGGCGAAUUCGAACGCAAGAAAGAAGAAAUAUUGCGUGAACAACGUAAACAAUUGGCAAGAUCUUUGACUCGUUUAGUAAAACCGAUGAAUACAAUGGGUGAUCUUGUUAACAAUCUUUCAGCUGUGGAGAAUCUCGUAAAAAUUCUUCCUUCUCCUGAAGCUAACUGUGCUGCUUGUGAAGCUGAACCUCUCGUACGACAUGUUCAUUUUAUUGUUCGCGAUGAGUCAGUUUUGGAUCCUUUCGAAGGAUUACCUAGCAGUGUUCCUGUUAGCUGUUCAUAUUGUCACACCAAUGAAGGAAAAUUUGUUGUCUGUUCUCAGUGCCGUGUUGUUGCUUACUGUGGACUAAGAUGCCAGUCCUUAGCAUGGUCUCACCAUCGCAGUGUUUGCUCUCCUCAUCCCAAACUCACCAAUGGUGCUCCUGAAAAAGCUCCAGAAAAGGCCCCAGAAAAAGCUCCAGAAAAAGCUCCAGCUAAAGCCCCAGAAAAAGCUCCAGUUCAAGUUCCAGUAAAAGCUCCAGAAAAGGUUAAAAUUGAAGAAGUUUCAGAAAAAGUUAAGCCAUCAGAAGCUCCAGUUAAGGUUGUGCAAAAAACCGAGGAAAUUAUAUUGAAUCCCACACCAUUAAAGGUUGCUCAAUCAUCAACACCGACUAUAAAUGAUAAUCCCCAGGCUCGAAUCAAAGUUAACAAUGGCGGAUUUGUUAUUGAGGAGCCCAAUAAAAUAAUUAUGCCAAAACCUAAAAUCUCUUUGAAUAAUGAAGUUACCUACCUCAAAGAAACCGCAUUAAAGAUUGGAGAAACCAUUAAUAUUAUGGUUUCUUAUAUCGAAAAUCCAUCAGAAUUCUAUGUCCAGCGUUUAGAAGAUAUUCUAACAAUCGAGGAAAUUACUGAUGUACUGAACAAAACUUUGGGUGAAUCAGAUGAAUGGCCAGGAGUUGAAAAGAUUAAGCCUGGUCAUUAUUGUGCUGCUUUUAACCGAGGGGAUGACAAUUGGUAUCGAGUCAAAUUUCUAAAAUUUGACGGACCAGACGCUAUUGUCAGUUUUAUUGAUUUUGGUAAUUCGGAUAUGAUUGCAAAAGAAGACUUAAGACCUCUUCCUCCAAAGCUAACCACGAUUCCAACAUUAGCUAUUUGUUGCAGUUUGAAACAUGUUAAACCCCUUUAUGAAAGCGAGUGGGAUAAAGAAGCUUCUCAAUUCCUUGAAAAUAUCUACGAUAGCGAUGAAAUUCUUUACAAACAUUGUAAACCUUUUUCCCAGAUUGAUGGCGUCUAUCAAGUUGAAAUUUUUAAUGAUGAAGGAAAUACACUCAAUGAAUUAUUGGUUCAAAAAGGCCUAGCUAAACAUUAUGAAGAAAUUAGAAAGCCUAUCACUCGUAUUCGACGUAACUUUCCUCAGCGUGAAUCUGACUCAAUGGCACAGAAACCUACUUUUGGCGAUUUCACUGAGCGUGGUGAUCUGCGUGUUAACAAACCAGAAAAUAAAUAUGAAAACGAAAUUACAUCAUAUAUCCCAAAACAUCAGAGGUCUAUUGAUCGAAAUGAAAUUAGAAUAGAAAAUGACCGAAGGAUCAAUGAAUCAAGCUACAUUCCUGAGCCUCGAUGUCCGAAGCCAAGUCAUCCUAUCGAACCCGUAUCACCUCCUAGACCUGCUCCUAAAAAGAUUAUGUCCCCAACAGAGGCCUAUGAACAUAGUCGAAAAGUUUCUCCUGCCAACUAUUACCAUCUUUACAAAAUGACCCCACUUAAAGGGGAUGAAUCUGUUCUUCUUUACAUGGAUUCAGAAGAUUCAAGUAUUGUUUAUGCUUUGGGAGACAAUGAGUCCAUGUUGGCCCUCUACGAAGGACUUUCCGCUAUUAGUGAAUCAAGCCCUAAGGUUAUUCCUAAGCCUGGUCUAUUUGGUGUUGCUAAUGCCGAAGAUGGCGAUUAUUACCGUGUAUUAGUUCUGGAGAUGUUGAAUAAUGGUAAAAAAUGUCGUGUCUAUUAUCCUGAUUUUGGAAAUCAAGACGAAAUCGAUAGCUCGGAAAUUUAUCAACUUCCUAAGGAAAUUAGUAUUGAAAAACUUCCAGCUCAAGCGAUCCGAUGCCGAGUUGACAAUGCGGAUAAGAUUCAAAAUUACUUGCCUACAAUUGAAAGCCUAAUUAAAGAUGGAACUCCUGUACCAGCUAGAGUUACCCGAACAAUUUCUCAACAUGAAUAUGGCAUUGAACUUUUGCUUUAAUCUUAGCAAAAUAAUUUCAUUCUUAGAAGAAUAUUUUCUUUUCCAUUCAAUUUUUUGUUUAAUUACUUUUGAUAGACGUUGGUUCUUUAAAACUUAAUGUACUGAUUUCUUUUUCAACUUUUCCCACUAUUAUAUGAUUUCGAACUAAAAUGAUUUUCACUUAGAUACAAAAAAUAAAUUAGUUGUAUUAACCAAUUUUCAUGUCCAUUCUAAUGGUUGAAUAAUAAAACAACAAUCUG
Messenger RNA from Tetranychus urticae (two-spotted spider mite), 2970 nucleotides. RefSeq lists its product as uncharacterized. NCBI's taxonomy places the organism in Eukaryota, Metazoa, Arthropoda, Arachnida, Trombidiformes, Tetranychidae. The record is from RefSeq and is a predicted model, not a curated record. Gene Ontology annotation, molecular function: nucleic acid binding.